AUGCGGAUAUCGACGGGCGGGCCAAAAGCCGGCCCCUUCGAUGUGUUGGACCCGAAUCGGGAACAUGCCUACAAGUACAUCAUCACGAUCUCCUCCAUCCUGUCGAUCGUCUCCCUCCUAACGAUUUGCGUCACCCUCCCGUCGUUGUUCAACUUUGUCGCCAACACGGCCCGCUUUUCGACGCAGGACUUUGCAUACUGCGAGAAUGCCGCCAUUGACCUGGAGACGGAGAUGGGGUCGCUGCGGGACCGGUUUAUGGACCUGACGAAGAACCGAACACGUCGUGCCAACUACGGACAGCACUACAACCCGUCGAUGUUGGCCGCCGACACCCCGCAAUUCCAGGAAUGCCCAGCCUGCUGCACCCCCGGGGAGCGCGGACCUACCGGAGAUUCUGGACUCCCGGGUAUGCACGGAGCCCCAGGUCCCGAUGGAGCUCCCGGACGUCCCGGAACUACCCCGAAUGCCAGCUGCAUCCCGGAGCGCGUCUUCGAGCCGCCGCCGUGCCUGCCGUGCCCCCAGGGCGCUCGAGGUGUGCCCGGCCACCCCGGAUUCCCAGGAGAUCCGGGAGACCCCGGAAUCGGAGGCCGGCCCGGGGCUGAUGGUAUGCCCGGAAAGAUGGGUGAACCUGGACCGCCUGGCCCGCCUGGAGUCCCAGGACCCAUUGGACCACCCGGAAAUCUUGGCAGGACCCCGGAGGCUCACGUCAUCCCGGGGCCACCUGGAGAGGCUGGAGACCCAGGACCCUGGGGCCCGCCUGGACACCCCGGAAGUGCUGGAGAGGAUGGAUACCCGGGAGCACCAGGUGAAAAGGGAUGGCCAGGACCCCCCGGAGCUCCUGGACCUGUUGGACCUGCUGGACCGAUUGGACCGAGGGGUGAAGCCGGCCCGACCGGUACGCCCGGUACGUGCGUGUGCCAAGAUACGGAAGUCGUCAUGAAUGACGAGCCAACCAGCGCCGCCAGCCGCGAGCCCGAGGUUUUCGAGGAAGUGGGCGACGAGCCAGUGCCCGCCAAGCGGACCGUCAAAUCCGUUAAGAAGCGCCGCGCGGAGAAGGAGAAGGAGCAGAAGUUGAACAAGAAGAAACCGAAGGCAUCGGAGCCCGCCCAGUUGGACGAGAACGGAAACAUCGUCGAGCCGAAGAAGCGGUCGAUUUUUGUGCGCGCUUUCCGUCGUCUAUUCAGUCCACUUCUACGUUUGAGGCGUGAGAAGAAGGGCACCUACUCGUUGUGCGAGGACGCCGUCUCGGUGAGGAGCUUCCCCGGGCUCUGGCCAUUUUCUGGCGAUAAAGCGCAGCGACAUGGCGUCGGCGAAGUGCCCGGAUUCGAGCGCGACCCAGCAGCGGAUCUUCCGCUGCAUUACCGUAGCACAGAUUGCUUU
Messenger RNA from Mesorhabditis spiculigera, 1380 nucleotides. NCBI's taxonomy places the organism in Eukaryota, Metazoa, Nematoda, Chromadorea, Rhabditida, Rhabditidae. The record is from the annotation of a GenBank genome assembly.